AUGUCGAAUCCGGCGUCCUACGGUUCCCAUCGGCGGUCAACUGUCUUUAGUCGUCAGCCUGAGGAACUUCAUAUCCCAUCAUCAGGGCUAAACAACCCGAACCUGUCCCGUCAGUCCUCCUCGCAUGAUUACCCAGCCACCCCAGACGCAGGUGCCCGACUUCCCGCGAUCAACGUACACUCGAGCUCUCAGUACGGAGGUGAUGGGAAUCACAGCAGUAGUGUACUUCCUGGAGCCCUGCAGCCCGGUAAUCGCCCCCCGGCCGUAUCGAUAAAUACCGCCCCAUCGGUCGUUCCCACCAUGCAGCCAUCAUCGUCGCAACCGAACCACCGCGCCAGUAUGAUCAAUUCCCACGGUCAUUCACGAUCCAGCCCCGCGGGCUUCGAUCAGUCGAUUUACAAGCAACACGGCGCACCGGACGGCUCGAAAUAUCCCUCCUCCCCUGGCGGAUUUCCACCACAUACCCCGCAAGGGUCGAAGUACUCGCCCCUCGGCUUGUCAGAUAUCAGGCCCUCGGGCGAGCACCUCUUGAGUGAGGCACUUUUGAACCCGGGAAUUCCUUCCUUGCCCCCCAACAACAACGACAACCAAGUGCCCACCAACAGCAAUUAUGUCGCACCAUGGCCCAUCUAUGCGGUGGACUGGUGCAAGUGGCCUAUCGCAGGUAGCUCCGGAUUUGGAGGAAAGCUCGCGAUGGGAAGCUACCUAGAGGACAACCAUAACUACAUUCAAAUUGUCGAUGCACACUGGACCCAACCAGACCCCGACACCCCAGACGCCGCCGCGGGGGAGAUCAAACUGGACUACGUCAAAACCGCCGAAGCAACCCACUCUUAUCCCGUUACACGCAUCCUCUGGGAGCCCCCAUCUUCCCAGAAACAAUCGACUGAUUUGCUGGCCACGUCAGGAGAUCAUCUUCGACUAUGGUCGCUGCCAAACUCCCAGCCUCUGCAGAGCUCGAAUUCUAUCACUCGCCCCAUGAGCCAGCGGGAGACCCCCACCUCCAAGCUUUCCCCACUGGCAUUGCUGUCCAACUCCAAAUCCCCAGAGCACACCGCUCCUAUCACCUCUCUUGAUUGGAACACAAUUUCACCCAGUCUGAUCAUCACUUCCAGCAUUGACACAACCUGUACUAUUUGGGACAUUCCCACCUUGACCGCAAAGACACAAUUGAUCGCACACGACAAGGAGGUGUACGAUGUCCGGUUCUGUGCCAACAGCGUUGAUGUCUUCGUCAGUUGUGGUGCGGAUGGCAGCGUGCGAAUGUUUGAUUUGCGAAGCCUCGAGCACAGCACCAUCAUCUAUGAGCCAACCGAUAAGAAUGAGAAGAGUAAGCACCCGUCCAGAUCACAUUCGUUCAUAACUAACGUCCAUUUCAGCGAUGAGCCCCGGGAACUCCAGUCCCCCUGGCCAAUCGCAGACCGGUCUCUACCCACCUCCUCUAUUGAGAAUCGCAGGUAUGUGCAAAAAAUCUCACAUUCGAUUCACAAGAGUGCUCUAUUAAUCCCAUGUUUAGCAUCACCACAUGACGCCCAUCUCUUGGCAACAUUCUCCCAAGACUCAAGUGUCGUCCGAGUGCUCGACGUCCGCCAACCCGGCCAAGCCCUACUGGAAUUGAAGGGCCACUCCGCAGCACUUAACUGCGUAGAAUGGUCCCCAAGCCGACGCGGAAUCCUUGCAUCCGGCGGCGACGACAGCAUGGUCCUCUUAUGGGACCUGAUCAACCAACAUAACGCCGCCCCCAUUUCCUCCCCACCCACACACCCCACAGGAGCACCACCAUCGACAACCUCCGAGCGCGGUCCAGCAGCCGUCUGGCAGAGCGAGUACGAAGUCUCCAACAUCAGCUGGUCUCCAUCAGGCGGACCCAACCACACCGGCCAGUCGCGUGAAUGGCUAGGUGUCUGUGGCGGACGAGGUCUCACUGGGGUUUCUUUAUAA
This is a messenger RNA of Penicillium salamii, 1941 nucleotides long. NCBI's taxonomy places the organism in Eukaryota, Fungi, Ascomycota, Eurotiomycetes, Eurotiales, Aspergillaceae. The record is from the annotation of a GenBank genome assembly.